Messenger RNA from Hyalella azteca, 1861 nucleotides. Its product is annotated as protein SpAN. The transcript is spliced from 11 exons. Gene Ontology annotation, biological process: proteolysis. NCBI's taxonomy places the organism in Eukaryota, Metazoa, Arthropoda, Malacostraca, Amphipoda, Hyalellidae. The record is from RefSeq and is a predicted model, not a curated record. Gene Ontology annotation, molecular function: metalloendopeptidase activity; zinc ion binding. The coding region runs from base 20 to 1765 and encodes 581 amino acids.
GAUCAUCUUCACUGUUUUCAUGAUGAGGUCUUUACUGGCAUUGUGUUUCUUGGUGUUAGCAGUUGCUGUUGUAUCAGCAGAGGAUGAAGAGAUGUCGAUGCCUGGGCGCCAAAUUGACGAGCUGCAGCUGAGCGACGCCGAAAGGGAGGCCCUGGACCUCCAACUCAUGCGGGCUCGAAACAACCCGGAGCUGAACCCAGAUCUCUACCAAGGCGACAUUAUGCUCACGGACGAGCAGAGAAAAGCUCUCGAGGAGCGCAAAGUCAUGAAUGACAGCUCUUACUGGUGGCCGAAGGCUGCGGAUGGCUACGUCAACGUCAAUUAUCGCUUCGCUGCGCCCUCCAUUAACCAGACGAUGGUGCGGCGAGCAAUUAGCUCGUGGGAGACGAAUACGUGCAUCAGGUUCCAUGAAAUUACAAGUGCGGAUGGCAAACCGCAUCUCAUCUUCCAAGACAACAACUCGGGCUGCAACAGUAAUAUCGGCAGAAUUUAUUUUUGGAACGGGCAGCCUGUGAACCUUGCACCCGGAUGUUUGACUUUGCUAGGGAUUCCUGUCCAUGAAAUCGGCCACGCCAUGGGGUUCAAUCAUGAACAGAGCCGCUCCGACCGAGACGACUACGUUAUCGUGAUGUUUGGUAACAUCCUGACUAGCAUGGCUUCGAAUUUCGACAAGAGAGGAACGAUCAACUUCGGCGUCCCAUAUGACUACUCCUCCGUCAUGCAUUAUGAUUCAUACGCGUUUACUAGCAAUGGAAAUGAAACCCUGAUUGCCAAAAAUCCGUACGGACAACUUUUUAUGGGUCAGCGCGACGGCUUUUCAUUCAUGGACAAGAGGAUUGCCAACCUUCAGUACAAUUGCACAGCCGUGUACCUGAGAAACUGUGGCGCCACAACGGAUCCCUGCCAAAACUACGGAUACUAUGGACCCAAUUGCAAAUGUGAAUGCCCGCCCGGUACCUCAGGGACUAAUUGUGAAAUAUUGAUUAAACCAUACCUCGAUGCCCUGGUCUCGACCAAAAGUAAUAACAGUCGAACAAUCACAACUGAGGGAGUGGUCACAUCGCCUGGCUAUCCGGCGCCCAUCGCAAGCGUGGACGAGUACAUUCAAAUCAUCACCGCACCGGCGUGCAAGAAAGUUCGCCUGACGUUUACUGCUUUUGGAUUGAUCUCUCGAGCCUCCGCCUCCGAUAACUCCUGCUACUUCCAGCAGUUGAUUGUCCGUAGGAGUGACAUCCUCGCCUCACAACCGUACUGUGGCACUGAAAUCCUCAGUGGCCAAGUGUUCGAGAGCGUGGGCAACAGGAUGGUUUUGCACUUCAUCUCUCGGCUCAAUUGGGUGCGUCCGGGCUACUCGGCCACCAUCACCUUCGUGCAGGACCAGACUUCGCCUAACUGCACAAGUACUACUUCCGCGUCUACAUCCACCACCACUUCUACCACCACCACUCGUACCACUACUACUUCUACCACCACCAAGCCAACCACCGCCACUCCAACGACCACCAAGCCUACCACCACCACUCCUACCACCACUACCACAAGCAAACCUACCACCACAACGACCAAAUCCACCGAGAGAACAACUACCAAACCCACCACUACAACUACCAAACCCACCACCACAACGACCAAACCCACCACCACAACGACCAAACCCACCACCACAAUCACCAUUAGAACCACUACCACCACCACAAAACCCACAACCACCACUAUAAAGCCGACAACCACCAAGCCUAUCAAAGUGAAUAACGGUCGGAAGUGAAUAACGUCCGUCAAUACUCCGCUUCUCGACGUGCUGAUGCUAAGCCACCUCGGCGCGUACGGGGCUCUGUAUGCUCUGUAAUGCAGUAAACUGUUC